AUCAAAACACAAGUUGAUUAGGCCAACCAACAAACAGAACACAGAGGCAAGCACAAACACACACACACAACACAAGAAAAAGGAUAAUAAAAAUUCAUGUUUCACGUCGGCUACGUAAAUAAAAACACAUCUCGUGAUUUUUUGAUCCUCUCUACAAACACAAAACAAAAAAGAAAAUAAAAUACUAAUCGGAAACACAAUUUUGGCGGUUUGAAACAGAGAGAGAGAGAGAGAGAGGCUCUCUUCUUCGUUACCGUGUUGGACCCGAUUCCUUCUCCUUCGUUGCCAUCUUUCACAUAAUAAUCAUACUGACUUUUUCUUCUUCUUCUUCUUCAUCGAGAGAAACAAAAAGAUGGGCUUUUUGACUAGUGUGUUGGGGAUCUUUGGUUUCGCAAUCGGAAUCCCUAUUGGUCUCAUCAUUGGAUUCUUCGUCUUGGUUUAUUCUAAGCCUAAACACCAAGAGUUGUUGAUUUUGAGGAUAUACAAACAAAGCAUGAUGUAUCCACCUGCGAGGCCACUUGUUGAGACUAGUAUCAGUGUCCUUCUUGAUCUUUUACCAGACAUUCCACUAUGGAUGAAGAAUCCAGAUUAUGAAAGAGUGGACUGGUUUAACAGACUUCUCUCAUACAUGUGGCCUUACCUCGACAAGGCCAUUUGCAGGAUCAUCCGGAGUUCUGCACAACCUAUAUUUGCAGAUUAUAUUGGGAAGUUCUGUAUAGAAUCUAUUGAGUUUGAAAAACUGAGUCUUGGAACGCUUCCACCAACAAUUCACGGUGUUAAGUUCUAUGAGACCAACGAGAAGGAGCUUCUGUUAGAACCAUCAAUAAAGUGGGCAGGCAAUCCCAACAUUGUUUUGGUGCUAAAGGUGAUGUCUUUACGAAUUAGAGUUCAGCUCGUAGAUCUCCAAUUUUUUGCUACAAUUCGUGUAGCGCUGAAGCCUCUUCUGCCGACCUUCCCUUGUUUUGGAAUGGUUGUAGUUUCAUUAAUGGAAAAGCCACAUGUUGAUUUUGGAUUGAAAGUGCUUGGUGGAGAUCUCAUGUCCAUACCGGGUCUCUACAGAUAUGUUCAGGAAACUAUUAAAAGGCAAGUUUCAAGCAUGUACCAUUGGCCACAAGUGCUUGAGAUACCUAUUCUUGAUGCUUCAACAGCGUAUGUAAAGAAACCUGUUGGACUACUACAUGUGAACAUUAUUCGAGCUCGUAAUCUCCUAAAGAAGGACUUAUUGGGAACUUCAGACCCUUAUGUCAAGCUUAGCUUGACUGGAGAAAAGCUUCCAGCAAAGAAAACCACCAUAAAGAAGAGGAACUUAAACCCAGAAUGGAAUGAACACUUCAAGCUCAUCGUGAAGGACCCAAAAUCACAAGUCCUUCAACUUGAAGUCUUUGACUGGGACAAGGUCGGAGGGCACGACAGAUUGGGAAUGCAGAUGAUCCCCUUGCAGAAGCUUAACACGGGUGAGAAGAAAGCAUUUAAUCUUGACCUGAUCAAGAACUCAAAUGUUGUUGUGGAUUCUGUGGACAAGAAAAAAAGAGGAAUGUUAGAGUUGGACCUCAGGUAUGUGCCAUUCAGAGAAGAAAGCCUUAAGAGUAGAAACGCAAAUAAGGAUGAGUACCAGAGGAAAGAAAGCACAGACGAGAAAUCAUCAGAAGACGAUGAUUUUCUCAGUCAAGCCGGUCUACUCUCAGUUACAAUCCAAUCUGCCAAAGAUGUCGAAGGCAAGAAGAAACACUCGAACCCUUAUGCCGUUGUUCUCUUGGGAGGAGAAAAGAAGAAAACAAAGAUGCUGAAGAAAACACGAGACCCUCGAUGGAAUGAGGAAUUCCAGUUUACACUCGAGGAGCCGCCAGUGAAAGAGAGUAUGCGCGUUGAGGUCAUGAGUAAAGGAACUGGCUUUCACUUUCGAUCCAAGGAGGAACUAGGACAUGUAGACAUAAAUCUGGAGGAUGUUGUUGUCAAUGGAAGGAUCAACCAGAAAUACCAUCUUAUCAAUUCCAGAAACGGCAUUAUUCACAUUGAGAUCCGUUGGACGACUAGUUAACAAAAACUGAAAACAUAAAUUUUGUUCUAGUGGGGCUUUUAUUAAAAUCUUGUGUUACCUCUAUCUAAAUCAUAUUAUUUCAAUUGAAAUUCAACGUACA
Molecule: messenger RNA, 2138 nt
Organism: Camelina sativa (false flax)
Lineage: Eukaryota; Viridiplantae; Streptophyta; Magnoliopsida; Brassicales; Brassicaceae
Product: synaptotagmin-3
Cellular component (GO): endoplasmic reticulum
Molecular function (GO): lipid binding
Source: RefSeq, a predicted model, not a curated record